UUUUUCCCUUGUCACACUGGAUGUCUGGAUGCCAUCUGAAUUGGGUUUAGAGGAUGGGGAAGUAUAGAUGUUUCUUGGCCUGAGUCUCUUAACAGUAGAGAUGUAGAAGGGAGACCGAGAUCACCAAGAGACUGGCUGUUGACUGCAGAGCACCGUCACUUGCCUUGGUGGUGGCAUUCGCUGGAUUGGGGGCAGCUGAGGUAUGCUGGGAGGAAUUACUUGAAGGUGUUACAACAGUUGUUUGAUUUGAAUAAAUCUGCGUAGGUAAGAGCAGUGCCAGAAGCAGCAGCCCCAGUCCGAGCCUGGCCACCAUCGCUCUGCCCAUGUCUGCUCCGUCGGUGCGCAGCGCGUCUCACUGGAUGCUGGGUGCGUGAAGGAUCGCUGGCUCCGGGCGGGCGCAGGCAAGCCCAGUCUCCAGAGAGCAGCCACAGUGAUCUUUUUAAAAUGCAGUUUGGACUGAGAGGUCCGCGGGAGCGGCGGAGACGCCGCCUGAUGGCAUUGAAACAAAUGGGAAUUGUAAGCGACUAUGAGAAAAUCCGUACCUUUGCUGUAGCAAUAGUAGGUGUUGGUGGAGUUGGCAGUGUGACUGCUGAAAUGCUGACAAGACGUGGCAUUGGUAAGUUGCUACUCUUUGACUAUGACAAGAUGAAACUGGCCAAUAUGAAUAGACUUUUCUUCCAACCUCAUCAAGCAGGAUUAAGUAAAGUUCAAGCAGCAGAACAUACUUUGAGGAACAUUAAUCCUGAUGUUCUUUUCGAAGUACACAACUACAAUAUAACCACAGUAGAAAACUUUGAACGUUUCAUGAAUAGAAUAAGUAAUGGUGGAUUAGAAGAAGGAAAACCUGUUGACCUAAUUCUUAGCUGCGUGGACAAUUUUGAAGCUCGAGUGACAAUAAAUACAGCUUGUAAUGAGCUUGGACAAACAUGGAUGGAGUCUGGGGUCAGUGAAAAUGCAGUUUCAGGGCAUAUACAGCUCAUAAUUCCUGGAGAACCUGCUUGUUUUGCGUGUGCGCCACCGCUUGUAGUUGCUGUACAUAUUGAUGAGAAGACUCUGAAACGAGAAGGUGUUUGUGCAGCCAGUCUUCCUACCGCUAUGGGAGUGGUUGCUGGGAUCUUGGUACAAAAUGUGUUAAAGUUUCUGUUAAAUUUUGGUACUGUUAGUUUUUACCUUGGAUACAAUGCAAUGCAGGAUUUUUUCUCUACUAUGUCCAUGAAACCAAAUCCUCAGUGUGAUGACAGAAAUUGUAGGAAGCAACAGGAAGAAUAUAAGAAAAAGGUAGCAGCACUGCCCACACAGGAGGUUGUUUAAGAAGAGGAAGAGAUAAUACAUGACGACAAUGAGUGGGGUAUUGAGUUGGCAUCUGAGGUUUCAGAAGAGGAACUGAAAAAUUCUUCAGGUCCAAUUCGUGACUUACCUGAAGGAAUUACAGUGGCAUAUACAGUUCCCCAAAAGCAAGAAGAUUCUGUACCUGAAGUAACAGUGGAAGAUUCUGGUGAAAGCUUGGAAGACCUCAUGGCCAAGAUGAAGAACAUGUAAAUAAUGGACUGGCCUGUAUUUUAUUUCCUGUGUCUAAACCUGUUCCCUAGCAAUUAAAAAAAAAAUCAUUUAAAACUGAGA
Balaenoptera ricei (Rice's whale) is the source of this 1620-nucleotide messenger RNA. Its product is annotated as ubiquitin-like modifier-activating enzyme 5. The transcript has 2 exons. Gene Ontology annotation, cellular component: cytosol; cytoplasm. Gene Ontology annotation, molecular function: UFM1 activating enzyme activity. NCBI's taxonomy places the organism in Eukaryota, Metazoa, Chordata, Mammalia, Artiodactyla, Balaenopteridae. Gene Ontology annotation, biological process: protein ufmylation. The record is from RefSeq and is a predicted model, not a curated record.